AGUCAAGUUCUGAACUAGCAUUGUUUUGGUUUUUCUUUGUUUUCUGUUUUAGAAUUGUCGGUCAAUUUACAAUUGGACAAAUGGAGCAGCAACUAGAAAAAGUGUUGAGUGAAAUCGUAACACAACAAGACACAGUGGGUGCGUUACUUGCGAAUCGGCAAGGGCUCUGCUUGGGCGCCAAAGGCAAUAUCAAUCCCAAUGUAUCUGGCAUUGGUACGGCCAUAUCCGAGCAGGUGGCCAAGCUGGAGCCGAAUAGCACUGUGCCAGCCACCGUUUGUCUUUACAGCGGCAAUAAGCGCUGUCUUAUACAAAAGGAUGGGGAAAUAACGGGAAUCAUUUAUAAGCAAACAACAACAGCAUCGACAUCAAUCGGCAAUUAGCAUGCUGUCGAGUUCCUCGUGUCUUGGGCCAAAUUGAGACAAAUUUCUUCCAAAUGCGCUCGAGUAUUGCAGCAAUAGCUGGGAUAGCCAUAUAGCGACACAUACACAGCCUUAGCAACACACCCAAUCACACCCACCCACCCACACACACACACACACACACACACACACACACACACACACACACAGGUAUAGCGAUUGUUAACUUGAGCUGCAGACUUUGUUGAUUUGUUUUAAAUGGCGUUUAUUGGCUUGUGUAAUUUCUAUUUUUUUUAAUGAGCAUAAUGUAUUAUGGUUCUACUGUUGUAAACAAAAGUUUAAUUCGACAUUUAGGUAGCAUAUAGAUAUAAACAUUUUGUACGAUUAGGCUUAAAAGUGAUCAAAAAGUAUAAUUACACAUGCAUACACACACACAUUUAUAUAUACAUAUACAAAUACAUUGUAACCGCCAAAAACAAUCAUUGUACAAAUUGUUUAAAUUGACUGCCGUUGGCAUUGAACUUGUUUCAGCCAAAUCAAUUGAGCUGCUUAAUGCCGUUAAAGUUUUGUUACAUAAUUGCAGUAUGUAAGUCCAAUUGCCAUUGAAAUAGAUUAUUUAAUUACCACUGCAUGACGUCAACAAACGUUUAAUGAUCUUUAAACUUUAAAUCCAAAGGUCAACUCUUCCGCAUGGUUAUGGAUGCAAUGAUUGUUCGAUCAAGUGUUUAUAGUCAGAUCUGUUCUUCAGAUCUGUCCCUUACGUUUAGCUUUUCAUGGUAUCUUAUUAGAAAGUAAUUUACUUAUAAUAAUAAUUCACCUAUAUCUUCGCUAUUUCAUUUUCGCUUUCGAUCUUAUAAAAAACCGUUUUUGCCAGCCUCUCAACUUUUCAAAGCUUCCGAAACCAGACAUAGCAAUUGUUUCACAUAGCCAUGAGCCAAUAUGCGAGUCUUAUAGCUUAAGUAGCCAUUCAUGUAAGUUCCUAGCUUAUAAUGAUAAUAAUAAAAGUAUGUGUGAA
Messenger RNA from Drosophila virilis, 1374 nucleotides. RefSeq names its product Late endosomal/lysosomal adaptor, MAPK and MTOR activator 5 (gene Lamtor5). Gene Ontology annotation, cellular component: lysosome; Ragulator complex; cytoplasm. The record is from RefSeq and is a predicted model, not a curated record. Gene Ontology annotation, biological process: positive regulation of TORC1 signaling; cellular response to amino acid stimulus. NCBI's taxonomy places the organism in Eukaryota, Metazoa, Arthropoda, Insecta, Diptera, Drosophilidae. Gene Ontology annotation, molecular function: guanyl-nucleotide exchange factor activity.